AUGGCGUACGCAGAAUCAUCCACGGCGGCCUCCAAGAAUAUUCCUCGUGCGGAUGUUUCCGGAGCUCCGGUCAAUUAUGAACUACCCUGGGUUGAGAAGUAUCGGCCAAUUUUCCUAGACGAUGUCGUGGGCAACACGGAAACAAUAGAGCGGUUAAAGAUCAUCGCCCGUGAUGGAAACAUGCCUCAUGUUAUUAUUUCUGGCAUGCCAGGGAUUGGGAAAACAACAUCGAUUCUCUGUUUAGCAAGGCAAUUGCUGGGUGAUACCUAUAAAGAGGCAGUAUUAGAGCUAAAUGCUAGUGAUGAGAGAGGUAUUGACGUUGUCCGCAACAGGAUAAAAGGAUUUGCGCAGAAGAAAGUAACAUUACCCCCUGGUAGACAUAAACUUGUCAUCCUCGAUGAAGCAGAUAGUAUGACGUCUGGCGCUCAACAAGCUCUUCGACGCACGAUGGAGAUAUUCUCUACUACAACCCGCUUUGCAUUUGCCUGCAACCAGUCUAAUAAGAUUAUUGAGCCCUUACAGUCUCGUUGUGCAAUUCUCAGAUACUCGCGCUUAACAGAUGCGCAGGUGGUGAAGCGAUUGAUGCAAAUAUGUGAAGCAGAGAAGGUUAAAUACUCUGAUGAUGGAAUUGCAGCCCUCGUGUUCAGUGCGGAAGGUGAUAUGCGUCAAGCAAUUAACAAUCUGCAGAGUACGUGGGCUGGAUUUGGGUUCGUGAGCGGUGACAACGUUUUCAGGGUUGUAGAUAGCCCCCAUCCAGUGAAAGUGCAGGCGAUGAUCAAGGCAUGUUGGGAGGGGAAGGUUGAUAUUGCCCUGGAUACUUUGAAUGAGUUAUGGGACUUGGGAUACUCUGCCCAUGAUAUCAUAUCGACCAUGUUUCGAGUUACUAAAACAAUCCCUAAUCUCUCCGAACAUUCGAAAUUGGAGUUCAUUAAGGAAAUCGGAUUUACCCACAUGCGAAUCCUAGAGGGCCUCCAAACCAUAGUCCAACUCAGCGGAUGUAUUGCCAAAUUAUGCAAAAUCAACAUGAAGCCGGAACUGUUUAAACCACAAAAGUCAUGA
Messenger RNA from Microsporum canis CBS 113480, 1059 nucleotides. Its product is annotated as replication factor C subunit 4. The record is from RefSeq and is a predicted model, not a curated record. The coding region runs from base 1 to 1059 and encodes 352 amino acids. Gene Ontology annotation, biological process: DNA-templated DNA replication; DNA repair. Gene Ontology annotation, cellular component: nucleus; Elg1 RFC-like complex; DNA replication factor C complex. The transcript is spliced from 5 exons. Lineage: Eukaryota; Fungi; Ascomycota; Eurotiomycetes; Onygenales; Arthrodermataceae. Gene Ontology annotation, molecular function: ATP hydrolysis activity; DNA binding; DNA clamp loader activity.